Molecule: messenger RNA, 1152 nt
Organism: Meloidogyne enterolobii
Lineage: Eukaryota; Metazoa; Nematoda; Chromadorea; Rhabditida; Meloidogynidae
Source: the annotation of a GenBank genome assembly
AUGGAAGAAUUUAUUUUGGAACAAAAAAAUUUAAAAAUGAAAAAUGAAUGGGGGAAAAUAAAUGAAGGAUCUGUUUGGGCUAAAGAUUUUUUAGAAAAUUACGAUUUAAAUGGGAAACAAUUAAAUAAUUGGGAAAAUGAAUUUUUGAAUGAUUUUGUGGGAGAAAAAGAAAAAAUUGAAUUUUUUGAUUAUGAAAGUGCUUGGGAAAAUUAUAAUUCAAAAGAAAACCAAGAAAAAUUUGAAUUUAAUAAAAAUAAUCCAUUUAUAAAUGAAGAAAAUUUAAUUGAAAAAGCAAAAGAAAAUCUUUCUAAUGGAAGAAUUGCUAAUUCUAUUUUAUUUUAUGAGGCGGCAAUUCAAAAAGAUCCAGAAAAUGUUGAAAUUUGGUAUUCUUUGGGGAUUGCUUUGGCAGAAAAUGAACAAGAUCCAAAAGCAAUUUGUGCAUUAAGAAAUGCUUUAAAAUUAAAUCCAAAAUAUUUAAAAGCAAUUCUGGCUUUGUCUGUUUCUUUGGCUAAUGAAGGGUUUGAUUGUUUGGCUUUACAUGAAUUGGAUAAAUUUAUUUGUAUUUAUAAAAAUUGUUCUGAAGAAGAAAUGCCUAAAGAAGAAGGAAAUACUUCUUUUGGAUUUCAAUACAAAAAAUUGGACAAAAAUGAAUUUUUAAAAGUUGAAGCUAAAUUUCUUGAAGUGAUUAAAUUUGUUCAACAAGAAUGUGAAUUAGUUGAAUUACAAAAUGCUAUGAGUGUACUUUAUAAUUUAAGUAAUGAUUACAAUAAAGCAAUUGAAUGUCUAAAUUCUGCUUUAAAUUUUAAACCAGAAGACCCAAUUCUUUGGAACCGUUUGGGUGCAACUUUAGCUAAUGCUGAUCGUUCAGCAGAAGCUAUAAAUGCAUAUAAAAGAGCUCUACAAAUUUCUCCCUCAUAUGUUCGUGUUCGUUAUAAUCUUGGAGUUUCUUGUAUGAAUUUGCAAAGUUUUCGAGAAGCAGCUAUUCAUUUUUUGGCAGCUCUUAAAAUUCAACAUUCGCCAGAACAAUCACUUAUAUGGUCUAGACUUCGUUCUGCUAUAAUUCGUAUGGAGAAUAUCCAAUUGGACAAUGAAAUUUUUGAAGCAAUUAAUUGCCGUGAUUUGGACAGAAUUAGUAAAAUAUUUGGGGUUUGA